Molecule: messenger RNA, 2352 nt
Organism: Serendipita indica DSM 11827
Lineage: Eukaryota; Fungi; Basidiomycota; Agaricomycetes; Sebacinales; Serendipitaceae
Source: the annotation of a GenBank genome assembly
AUGAGCGGGCGCAAUGCAAAGACUGGUCCUGGACAUAUUCCUCUCCCUCCGAGCGGAUGGAACGAAGAUUCUGCGUUGCUAACGGACACUCCAUCAUCUCAUUCUCGAGACCCUAGUCCAUUUCCUCAACCCGUCUUCUCGCCGCCUCAGUGGAACCAACAGGACAGCAUCCCUAACAUGUACACGGGCGAUGAACCACCAGAGAUUCCAGACAAGGUUCCGAUACCAGUUGCACUACCUAUGUCAUCAGCAGCAGGCGUUACGCCGCUACCGCUGCUGCCCAUGACUGUUCUAUCCAUCAUGAUGCUCGGAGAGUUUCUAUCUGCCAAUGUCUCUUCGCCAUGGGUGCUCUUCAUGGUUCAAUCCUUUCAUAUCAGUGACGACGAUGCCGAAGUAGGCUAUUGGACCGGGGUCCUAUGCAGCAUGUUCUUUAUCACCCAAUUCGCUACUUCACUUCUUUGGGCUACUGUAGCAGAAAAACACGGCCGACGGACGGUACUCAUCGUAUCUCUACUUGGAAUGGCCAUUACUUGUACACUAUUCGGCACGUCGAGGUCAUACAGCGAAGCCAUUGUCAUUCGUCUCCUUCAGGGUGUGUUUGGAGGGGCAGUUGGCGUUGGAAGGGGUAGUGUUGCGAGCGUCACGGACCUGACGAAUGAAGGACGUGCCUAUGCUAUCAUGGGCUUCGCGUGGGGUCUAGGAGGUGUUGCAGGCGCAAUAGUGGGGGGUCUUUUCGAAUCUCCCGCAAAGAACUGGCCGCAGUUCUUUGGUCAUGUCCAACUAUUCAUCGAUUACCCGUACCUACUCCCAUGUGCGGUGGCAUCGUCCGUCACCCUUUUGGGAGCGUUCCUUGCCCUCUUCUUGGGUUACGACGGAGGUCCCCGGGAAGGUGCGAUCAAGCUUUCGCCCGACAAGGAAAACUUGCCUCUUCCUCUAUCAACGGUUGAAGAAGAGGAGCCAAUCACGCCACCUCCAGCCGCUCCCGCUGGAAUCGUCGCCAAUCUGAAGCACAAGGUCUCUCGACGGUUCAGCGAUGCGCUGGCGAGACGAGUGUUUGAUGGUCCAUCUGCAUCACCGAGAUCUGGGGUAGCCCUUCUUUCGCCGCUAACCCCCGCCAAUCAACCACAACCAAAACCAAGAACCAUGUCGCGAACGUCAAAGGUCAAUGGUCGGCAUAUGGGUAUUCCGGAAGACGCGGUUCAAGAACGUAGGUUUACGAACACUGCCGAAGAUCGACCUGGCACACCAGCCAGCUUUGCACAGAGAUUGCUACUGGCCAACGAGAUGAAUGCCACAUCUCUCGCAGACCUCUGGGUGCAAGCCGCAAUCAACGUGGACAAUGAAGAGGUCUUUGAGACAGACUCAGAGUCUGCCAUGUCCGACAUUGAAGAAGGACCUUCAAGACUUCCAGUGGCAUCCACUAGUCUUGAUUCGGAUGAGACGGCUAGAGGACGUCAUCGUCCGUCGAUGGCGAGCACUUCGUCGCGACCGUUUGGUGGAUUACAUCGACUUGGACUCACUGCUCUCACCCCAGCUCGUCGACCUUCGUCAGGAUCAAUGGUUCCAGCCAUCUUUUCUCAUACAGGCGUACGCACGCCACCCAACAUUACGGCGGUCUCCACGCCCGGACAUCAUACGCCAGAGCCAAUGCAAUUGGAAACGACAACUUUAUCACCGAUUGCAGAGAGCAGGCCUAUUUCGCAGUUGGUGGAAGAAAAGCUGCCCAGUACAUGGUCUAUGUUACCCAUGUUGAUCAUUCUUCAAUAUGGAUUGCUUGCGCUGCACACGACUACGCAUGAUCAAGUCUUUUAUCUCUACCUAGUCUCAAACUAUAAAACUGGAGGUCUCGAGCUGACGCCCGGGCACUUUGCGCAACUGAUUGCUAUGAUGUGUCUCGUCCAGAUUGUUUACCAGUUCUACCUCUACCCAAACAUUGGUCCACCGCGAGGUCGAUUCUCUCAUCUUGCAAUGUUCCGAAUUGGUUCCUUCCUGUUCAUUCCAGCCUACCUCACUGUAGUGCUCUAUCGCAACUUUGCGAGUCCAGGACCUGGCAACAACUUUUUGGUCAUGAGCUCACUUGCGGUGUCUACGGCCAUUCGAUACUGUGGGACGACAUUUGCCUACACCUCUGUCUCCAUCUUGUUAAACUAUAUGACGCCUCCACCCAUUGUCGGACUCGCCAAUGGUCUGGCUCAAAGUAUCGUCUCGUUGGCUCGAUUUUUUGGACCGAUCAUUGGAGGAUACUUGUGGUCAUCAAGUGUACAAGAUGGCCCUUCUGGCUAUGGCUUUGGGUUUUUCAUUUGCACCGCGGUGUGCAUAGGAGCGAUCGUGCAAUCUUUCAUGAUUCGAUAG